AUGGCUCCACAGAGCGCGUUCCUUGGCGAGAAAGCACUCUUACCUCAGAGACUGCAGCUCCGCUUCCGGAAGCCCUGGCGCCUCCUGCAAGGCGCCCUGGCAGGUAGAAAGGGAGCUGCUCCCAGAGGCGGGGGAGCAUUUGGAGGAGAACCCAACCUCAGUGCUACUGGGCAGGAGUUUGGAGAGCAGUCGCCAACGACCUGUCCUGUGUCCGCCGUGCAGCGGAAGGUGCCCGACGGAGAAGAGGAGGUGAGGGCCGAGUACGCCCACGGUCCCCGCAGCCCUUGGCUGGGGGGGUCUGUGUGUGUCUGCCAGCGGCAGGGGGAAGGCAGCUGCCUGGACCGAGGCACGUGUGCUGCUGGGGCUGGUGCAGCCAUGCUGGCAGAAGCGGUGAAGGAAGACCUCCGCAUGCUCCGGGAGCGCCUGGCCCAGUGUUCUGCGGAGUCCGUAAGGCACAAGGAGCUGCUGCGGUGUCUGGGGAAGAAGCAGCAGGAGCUGAGGGAAGCCAUGGAGGAGCUCAGGAGAGAGAACUGUGAUGUGGCGCGGUGUUUCCGAAACAACCGCCAGGAGCUCCAGGAGCUGGAGGGGCUGGUGGCCCAGACAAAGGAGCACUUUCAGAUGGAGAACGGGGAGGCAGGCGUGAGCGUGGAAGAGGCGCAGAAGGCAGCAGAGGCUCUGGGGACUGAUGGAGGAGCUAGCAGAGAUUCUCUGCAGAGCUCCACACAAAUGGCAAACAGGAAGGAGCUCCUGCAGCAUAUGGAGGAGAUCCAUCAGGAUCUGCAUCACACCAUAGAGAAGUUCAGCAGUGAGGGGGACAAGCACUACGCCCGGAUGAAGGCCUGGCUGCAGGCAGACAAGCAGGAGAAUGAGGCACUGCGUCAGGAAAUAAAGAAGCUUGAGGAGGCACUGGAGCAGGAAGAGACCUGCCAGCGGCAGAGCAAGGAGGAGGCAGAGGCGCCGGGGACUGUACUGCCAGAGGCGAUGGAAGCACAGCUGGAGAGGGACAUGCUGGUGAGGAGAGGCGGCUUCAUGUAUUGGCUGCAGAUACUCUGCCUAUUCUUGGUCAGCCUGCAGCUGGCCGCCGGCUUUGCUCUGGUUGCUGUGGUGCUCUACGCCUCCUGGUGCGACCCUGAGCUCUUCUACCACCUGCUGUCACGUGUGCUGUCUCAGGAGAACUACACCGCCCUGGCAUAUGCACUGGGAAAGAUCCUCCCCGUGGCCAGUGAGGGGCUGCUGCCCUUUUGA
Grus americana (Whooping crane) is the source of this 1245-nucleotide messenger RNA. RefSeq lists its product as uncharacterized. The record is from RefSeq and is a predicted model, not a curated record. The transcript is spliced from 13 exons. Lineage: Eukaryota; Metazoa; Chordata; Aves; Gruiformes; Gruidae. Bases 1 to 1245 code for a protein of 414 amino acids.